This is a messenger RNA of Dromaius novaehollandiae (emu), 9058 nucleotides long. RefSeq lists its product as uncharacterized. Bases 1 to 747 code for a protein of 248 amino acids. The transcript has 7 exons. The record is from RefSeq and is a predicted model, not a curated record. Lineage: Eukaryota; Metazoa; Chordata; Aves; Casuariiformes; Dromaiidae.
AUGGGGCCUCGGCGGCGCGCAGUGCGGCGCGGCACGCUGGGAGUUGUAGUCCGCCUGGCCCAGCCGGCGCCCGCGCGCAGCUCCCGCGAGCCUGGUGUCCCGCCGCGGCAAGGGCGCAACCUGCGGAAACGGCCUCCUUGCCGUAAGACGCCGCGCGGCCCCGAGGCCUGGGCGCCCCGGUGCCCUCGGGGAGAGGCGCCGAGGAGAGGACGCGGCCGCUGGGUGCUGCUGCGAGUCCCGGCAGCCGUGGGCAGGGCACCUGAAACCUCCCUGCAUCUGCUGGAGGACGUUUGUGGUGGAAACAGUGACCGCCUCAGCGGCCUCAGUCCCGAGUCGCAAGUGCUUCCCAGGGAAGGCAGUGGUCCUCGACCUUUCCCUCUAGACCCCCUGGGAUGGCGACCUCAUGACCGCCAAUCCUUGGCCAACGUCUGCAUCCUUGGGAUGCUGAAGCCAUUUGAGAAGAAAUGUGAUGGACUCGAAGGGCUUGUGAUGUGGCUAAACAUCUAUUCUGAAACACUUCCCAUCAGUUUGACAUCGAGGUACCUUUAUACCAUUAGACAAAAUUGUGGAGGAAAGAAUAAAGUCUUGCAUGCAGCUGAGACAGCUGUGCUGGCACUAGAAGAGACUUGUAUCAGAACGAAUGGAUACAAGACAAGGAAACUUCAGCAGCAGGGCUGGGAGGACCAGAACUGUCAGGAUGCACUUAUACAUUGGGAAGGAGAAUGCGAUAGCUUCACUAAGCUUUGAAAAAGACUGUGUAUCUUGCAAUAAAUGCAACUUGGAAAACAGAAUCUAAAUUUCAAAGUCAGUGGAGUUGACGAAAUGUGAGAUAGAGCCACAUCUGUGUGGUUCAAACAGCUAACCUUACUAUAGUGCAACAACAGCCUCUUGGUGUGCUUAAUCUUACUUAAAACUCUCUUGUUCACUGCUUGGCUAGUUGCUAAUAAUAGACCUGCUUGGGAGAAAGGGUGCACCUUUCCUCAUGAUUAUGCUAGUCUUCUUUGAGGUCUGGAGCAUGAGAUUUAAGGUGCUAGUAUUAUGAUCUCUUUUCCUCCUCUUUUUUCUUCCCUCAGCUUCCAAAAUGCCCAAAAUAAAUCUUCUGAAGCACCAAGCAGAGGACGUGUGUGAAGGAGCUAGCUACAUGCUGAGAAAUCACAGUCCCAACUGUGUUCAAGCUUUCAUUUCAAAUUUUCUGCAGCACCUCUGAUAAUGAUACAGAAAGAAGUCCCUACUGUUUAUAAGUCUCCCCAAGUAUUUUUGUGCAAUGGCAAAAGUGCAUCCUGCAUUAAUACUGCAAAGAGACAAAGAAGUCAACAUGUCUAAAAUGACAUCUUUAAGAAAAAGAAAGCCCCUGAACAAUUCUAUAUACUCUGAAGUAUGUACUGUAUCUUGAAGGGUUUUUCUGAACUCUGCCAAAGAGGAACAUUGACAAAGCAACACACCAACUCUCUAUUCUUCCACCAAAUAUAGUAUUAUUCUCUGAUAUAAUGAUCACUCACUCCUGAAGACCUUUCUAUUACCACUCAGGCAUCUUCUCUGACUGUAAGUAUAUCCAAGGGCACUGAGUUCAUAAAAGAUCCAUUUUGAAAAUGUCAAGUUUGACUUCUUUUAUGCCAGGUUUCUGGGAAACAUUUCAAAAGCAAUGAAAGUAUUAAUAUAUCUUGAUGUGUCUCCAGUCUGCUUUGUGAAAUUGGCUGAAUAUCAGGUUAUUUGAUUUUUUUGACGGCUAUAAGAAAUACUCCAGAAAAGAAAAGGAGGGAAUAUUGGUUUAACUUAGCAAAGAAAUAAUAUCUGUUUAAAGAAAUUAUACAAACACCAUUUUAAGUUGUCAGAAUGUUUCUUUGACCCCCUAUUAAAAGAACUCUUUCAGGUUUUACUUUUUCAUUUAAACUUGAAAAAUACAGAGCUUUUGUUUUUAAACAAACAAAAUUUUCAUGUUUUUGCGAAGUUGCGGAAAGAAAGAGAGCAUUUGGGCAGGCUGAUAUUUCUUACCCCUUUCUGGGAAGUUGAAACUCUUGGUCAAAUUUCAUACAAAGAAACAAGUGGUUUCAAUCACUGCAAAACAUCAUGGUUUGGUAUGCUUAUUUGUCACCUUUUUUUUUUUUUAAUGCAGUGGUAAUCCCUACUCUAAACUCUCUAUAUUUUUUCAUGUUUGGCUUUAGAUUUUUAAUUCUUUUUUUCUGUUUGGAAUGAUAACACAGUUUUGUUAUUUAACAAACAAAUAACUUUAGCAUGUUUUCCUAUUCAGAAGGAAGAAGUAUCAGUAAGGUGUUUGACUCAGAUGAGCAGUAUUGUAGUUAGAAGUGAGCCUUAGACAGCUGAGUUCUCACAACAAAGUCAGUGCACAUAACUAAGCACUCACGAGUCAUGCUAUAAGAGAUCUGUGAGAGAAGCUAGUACGUGCAGAAGACCUGGAACACGUUCAGAAAACCAUAGGUUAGACCGUAAGUAGAUAUGUAGCAACUGCUUAACCCACCUUUCUGUGCUUUGCACUAGCUAAAUAUAUUGCAAGAGCUGAAUAAAAAGAUGUUUCAGAAAUGAAAAAACAAGUGUUUACAGCUAGGUGGUGCCAUAGGCUUAUGCAAUCUCAACAAAAUUUGUGAUGCUUUAGGAGGACUUCCAUCCUACAGUUGAUGUGAUACAAAAACAGGAUGUGAUCUGAGUCAGAAACUGCUUCGGAUAAUCUGUUUCACCAUAUCUAACACUGCAAGAAUAGUAGCCACUUCAGAAUUAUUUCCUGUUCUAUUACACCCCUCCACAUUAAAUAGAAGCUGUUGUAAGACUCUCCUAUGGAGAAGCAGAAUUGAUGCAGUCAUGGUGAUUUUCCAUGAGAGAGGAAGAGACAUUUCCUGAGAACUUUAUAUGAGCUCUUCAUGAAAUUUUUGCACGAGUGCUACACAUGAAAUAAGAUAUGCAGAAGACAGAUGGCAGAUCAUCUUGCUCAAACUGGAGCUGAGCAACAUAAAAUCCUGGAAAAUAUUACAUAUGCUGAUGAUUUUUGUUAACACUGUAUACUUUAGCUUGCUGUGUGCAUGAAAGUACAUGCUCCCAUGACUCCCUCCUGGAUAGUAGGUUCAAAUCUUACUCUUUACCCUUAAUAGUUAUCCAGUUCUACCAGUUAUUUUUCUUCAACACGCUUGGUUCCUCCAAAAUAGGAGAAAAGGGCCUAACUAGCAAGAAUUUUGUCAUGAAACUCCCACAGAAAUUGUAUGUAGGUGGGGAAAACAUCAAGCUAUGUACAUUUAUAAGGUUUGAUAUCCCGAGUAUUUUGGUACUGCUCCUAGGUUCAUGGGACUGUUUUAGUUAGAUCUUUUCUGUGCUCCCUAACAAUUUAAAUUCUGAGGUCUACUUACAAUUCCUACAUUACUACAUAGCACAGUUUAAAUGACACUGAGCACAAAUGGAUCAUCAUUACAUGAAUGCAUUUGACAGAGCAUUGGAACUGUAUGGCUCACCAGCUCGAACUUAAUAACAAAAUCUGAAGAGAAGCAACCCUAUUAAUAGAAGGCAAGAGGUCGGUUGAAUUAUGUGAUACGGUUCAUCUCAUUUCAUUUUAGCCAGCCAGAAGCUGGAAGGCCAAUUUUGGCUGGACACCUAAUUUCUCUCUGUAUUUACUGAGGAAAGAGGGUACCCCCAGAGGAAGACUCAGUCUCUCCUCUUACAACUAUUCAAUAACUCUCUCCCUUUCUACCCUGGAUGAAAUGUCUCUGUUCAUGGUUCUUUCAUUCAAAGGAAUGCAGCUUUAGGAUUUAGAUUAAAUAUGGCUGUGAUGAGGUGCAUCUCUGUCCUCCCCUGUUCCCUUGGAAACAUAAUGUUGGUGUAGUAGGUGGGCCCUUGCCUGUCUCUGAGUUUGUGUUUCUGUUGUAUGAUUUAAUUAAUCACAUUGUUUCCAGAUUACCUAGCUUUCUGGUGAUCACACCAUUUUUAAGACAGGCACAGCAUUUUAUAGAUCAUAAAUAACAGAACAGCGCUGGCUGUAUGUACAUCUUAUACAACUCAAAUUUAAUUCUCUUGUCUCUUUUCCCAGAUACCACAUGUACCUCUCUAGAAGUCCGUUUCAUUUUCUCUGUUGUUCUAGAGCUUACUAUAUAGCUCAUGUAGUCACAGUACCUUUGCAAGUUAUGCAUUAACAGACUCGGAGUGGACUUCCACCUAACUGGAAACUUCCCAGAAAUUAAGUGCCAGAAGUCUUAAGGAGCUAUUGAGAUCAGGUGCCUUCAAAUACUGCCUGAAAAUGCCACCUGUAUUUUGGGUCACAAGAAGGAUCCUUAGUGUCUAAGCUUAAAUUCCUGUGCAUAUUUCCUGGCAGAGCAGGUGGGUACCUACACUGUGCUGAAACUCCACAACAGCUCAGAUAGGAACAGGAGAGGUGCUGAAACUCAUUGAGGCAUGCCCUGACCACACCAGGCACGAUCAGAAUUGAAUUCAGCAGAGAACAUAGCGAUCAGUUAUAGGGGAGGUUGAAAGACAGACAAGUUUUAGCCACAGUAGUUGAAGCACAACAACAAAGUAUUCAUAAGGGCAGUGGGAGCCCUCAGUUCAAAACAUUCCUCAAGGGGCCUGAAAUCAUUGAAGGGAUUAAAAUCUGGAACUUUUCCCUCAUUAGAAGUGUCUCGUGACUGAGCUUCUCAGCUAGAUUGUCAUUCCUCUGGUUUGUGUGUUUCAUUCUUCCUGUGUGACUGAGAGCUGUGUUCCUUCUUUCUCCCUCCACUUUUUCCCUUCCUCCCUACUCUUGAGUCACCCCAUCCCAUUGAACCGUAUCAUCAGAAGAAAUGUAAUUUAUCUUACCACAGGUGAUCCAUCGCUUAGUGUUCAGUGCAUUCUUUACACUUCAAUAAGUACAAGUUGUAAAUCUUACGGUAAGAGGGCUGUUGUGUUUAUGCUGUGCUCUUUCCUUAUUUGUGCCUUGAUUAUAUAGUUCUUUCUUAUAGUGACAUUUGCAGUGAAAAUGUGUACAGAGCAAUUGUAUGGAAAAUUGUUACCUACUGCUUAUCUGUGCUGUGCCUUGUUUAUUUUUAUGCCUCUACCAGUCAAAACUCCUUGAACAUAAAAGAAUGACUAAUGCCAUUAGAAACUCCAUUAUCCUUUUCACAAAGAACUUGAGGCAGACAGGCUGAAGAUAGGAAAGAGGAAGGUUUCUAUUAGUGCUUCUCCUAAUCACGCUUGCAAGGUAUGUGUAAUUAUUUGGUACCUUGUGGCCUCUUCUUGCUGCUAUUCGGUGAAAGCCAAAUCCAAUGGUUUUUGCUCAGUCUGUGUAGAAAAGGAAUGUGAUAGCAGAGACCUUCACAUGUCGCAGUACCACUAGAUGUGCAUCUUCUGGCUGUUACAGGCCACUCUAAGGCUGCCUUGCCUCUCUUUCCUGUAGUAACUACAUAAAGAUGGCCUUAAGCACACUCUUCAGAAGUAUGCUAGCUUCCUGCAGGCCUACUUAUUCAAGUGUCCAUCUUUGAGUUGGCAGGACUGAUGAAAGGGCAAACAGAGCAAGUACCAAGCCUCUUGAAACCUCUCUUGUCACUGUGGUAUCAAUGUAGCCACUGUUACUCAUCAGAGGAUGAUGUUCUGGUGUUCAGCAGAACUGUUUUUUUUUUACUAUCAUCAUACAGCCAGCUGUUGAGUCACAUGGUUGGAUCAUUGGUUAUGCCUGGUCUUUUAUUGAAUGCAGGGCUUGCACAGUCAUUUGUUUGGAAGAGUAGAGCUGUCAGUACAAAGUAGGUCAGUUCAAGGUGCUCAAGAAUGAAUGGACUGUGGGGGUUAUUAUGUUUUUUUAUAUAUGUAUACACAUGCACAUGCACAUACACAUACGUAUACAUCUAUAGAUAUACAUACACAUACACACAUUAUAGUUGCAUUUUAAGGAUCAGGGGAAUUUGCUGGCUAUGUGCCAAGUUAAUGACUUCCUUGCUGCUCUUCGCUUGAUAUUGCAUGGGAGAGUUUUUAUUCAUUUGUAGUGGAGCUGGCCACAUGCAUCGAGGCAUUUUAACAUAGGAGUAGGCAAUACUCAAUUCCUUGCUGCAGGGCAAAUGGGUGGGAUAGCUGCAAGUAUUAGAAAGGCUUCAGAGCUAACAGAUGGAUGCAUAACAAGGAAGUGGGAUACACCAUUGUUUUAGUUAAUAAUCUAAACAUUAAUUGGCAAAUAGUUCCCUUAAAUAAAACAAGAGCAGACCAUAUCACUAAAUGGCAGAGAUUUGUUUUCCCCACUGUGAAAGCUUCACCAUACGACAUAUGUAGCUAGCCUUGGUCCAUCCAUCAUGUGGGAAUACUGUACAAUUUGCAACAUAAACAGAAUCACAUCUUAUCUACUGGCAACACAGAGGCAGCUGUCAAGAUGACCAAGAAACUGUUACAAAAAGGUAAACAAAGGAAAGGAAGGGAAAAAAACCCACGGACUGCAUUACUGGAUGCAAGAAUACAGUAAGAAUAGGCAGCAUCUGGAUAUGGCACAUGAUGUCAUGCCUGACAUGUCCUCCCUCAUCUACAGCAACAAAUAUUUGAAAUCAGCAGUAAUGGAGGGAGGGUGGAAGCAAUAGGAUGAGUUUAGUGGUGAUGCCUGCAAGCUAAUGCUACUAUGACAGAAGAACCCCAGUUUUUCCAUGAAGUCCAGGACAGACAGUUGUUGGAGCAAGGAUAUACUGAUUAACAGUAUCAUAUAGAACACUUGAAUUUGGUUCUCGAUUCCAUUUAAUUCCUUAUACACAGAAUGUUUUCCUCAUCUACUGGUUGUGGGGUUGGCUAAAGCAAUGCUAUAAGGGCCUGAAAAGAAUGCAGUCUGUUUGUUGCUAGUUUGCAACUGAAAUAAUGAAUAACUUUUAGAGAAUGAUUGGUAAGGAGGUAGACCUAGAUGAAUCACUAGUGUGUUGAUAGUCCUUCAAAAGACCAAUAGAAGUCUACAAAAGGCAGUUACUUUCUGAAGUAGGAUGCGCAAACCAACCAAAUCAAAUAUAGCAUUUAAAGCUAUGUAGCCUCAACGAAAACAUGCUGCUACCAAUGACUGGAAGUUGCUUGCAUGAUAGGGUGGAUAAGAAGUGAUAAUAAUUUAUAAUCUGCAUGGCAGUCAGUUUUCCUGCCUCCUCUGAAGUUUUCCAGGGCAGUGGCAAUUGUUCUUCUUCCUCUCUGGCACCUUCGAAAAGGCUACGAAGUGAUGUCCCUUAAACAGAUCUUCUGUAUUUGCCCUUUCGCUACAACCCUGGGUUUCUGGUGAACUGUGUGAAACCUUUUGGGAACUUUACACACAUUUUUGUAAACAGACACCCAUGUACAUAUAUGCACAUGCAUACAUACAUAUAUGUGUAUGUGUGUGUGCACAUAUAUAUAAAUAUAUAUAUAUAUGGAAGGAAAUUCUGACUAUAUGUAUAUUAUUCAUUUCAGCUUUCUCCCCACUAUCUAAGUGCAAGACCUUUCUCUACUAUUUUCAGAGAGCUGACAACUUGUCUGUAUCUUUCCUUCUCGUCAGCUGAAAAAAAUUCCUAAUUUCCUUGCCUGGCUUUUAAUUUCCCUAUCCUUCCACCCAGUUUAAAUUCAUAAAGCCCUUUGAGAUCCCAUUUACAUCAAAGACACUCCACAGGAUAACUCUGUAUUGUAUUCUGUUUAUUCAUCAAAUACUCGCCCACUCCAUUUGGUACAUACACUAUUGAGUUUCUCUUUCCUUUCAAAACAGCAGGAGUUAAAGAAAGAGAACUUGCUUUUACAGCCCAAACCUUUAUGGGUUUUAAACAAGACACUUCACAUUAUUUGGAUGGUUUCUUCUGUUUAUCAGGAAGAUUUGCAUCAUUUCGAAAUGAAAACAACAUCAAGCUCCAAUGAAUUGAGUUGGUGAUAAAAAUUGAAAAAGACAUAGAAAUCUUUCAAAAACAGUAAUAAAUGAAGUGAUGUUUUUAUCCACUAUCAUUUGAAUGACUGUGCUAUAAGUCCAACAUAUUUCAUAUGCCCAAGCCCUGAUUAGAAUUUUGUUUUAAGGAGAAAAACAUUAAUCUGUUUUUGAAUACUCCUUGGUUUUGUUUUUUUCCCCCUUAAAGACCACAUGAAAGCCAUUUCCAGCAUCAUAUUUCUGUAUAUGACCUUCCCUUCUGCCCCCACGUGUGCAUCAUGUUAUAUUAAAUUCCCUAAGAUCUGCACACUAUGGAAGUGCAAUAAUAAGUCAAUGUUUUAUUUAUAAGUGUGGCAAAUGCAUAUACCGUUAUAUUAUCUCAGCUGGGCUAGUUCAAUUCAUUUCAUCUCAUUUCCUAUGGAACUCUGAAGUUUUGUUUCCUGCUACCCUCCAAUUUUGGCAGCUGCCUCUAGUCACAGUCUCUGCUGCUGUAAUUCUCCUGUGGGUACAUAGGAGACUGUAAUAAGCUUAUCAGAAGCAGUUGUUUGUGUUCCUAUUAUCAUUCAUUUACUGAUGGCAUUUUGUUCUUAAACAGGGGGGCUGAUCAGUAUGGCUUUAGACUCAUACAGCAGCGGGAGGUUUGCACGUUACCCUACACCACAUCUUCCAUCUUUGUCUUGCAGCACUUAAUAUUAUUUGAGUCCUGGAGUCUCUUCUGUGGUUGUUCACCAUAGUAGACAGUUAUGGUUUGUGUUCUUCUGUUCCAUCUGUGGUACAUUUUGUAACUCUUGUUAUCUGACUAAAGCAAUCCAUAGGCUGUUUUACCUUCCCUCAUGUAGAAUAGAAAAGUCACCAUAUUAUAGUUUCUUGCAGAAAUUUGUAAGUUAGGAGUAUUUCUUUAUUUCUGUUCUAGCCUACCUAAUUUCUGUAUUGUUUGCCUUCAGAUAAAUGUCUGACACUUAGAAAGGUACACAGUAGAGAAUAUAUUUCACUUCUGAGUUUUCUAGGAAUUACUAUCAGCUGACUGAAAAUUUCCCUGCCAAAAUGCAUUCCUACCUACUAGCACAACUCUAAAUGAGUAUCUGUAGAGUCAUUCUCUGCAUACUUGAUGUAGCUGUUGUCCAUCACCACAGUAUUCAGGUCAGCACUGGCUGUAUGAGGAAACUUGUUAGCCUGGUGUCCCUAAUCCAUGUAAUUUAAAAAGAAAAAAUAAGUUGAAGGAAUGAAAUAAAGUAUUUUUAUCUGAGUAUCAUU